GGACACGAUGCAACGGGCGCUGCGCUUGAAGAAAAACAAACAAGCUGGUCCCUUCUAUGACCGCCUUAUUCUAUACAAAGAAGAAUUGCUGCGCACCGGCUGCGGCUGCGCAAAUUCUGCGGUACAGAAGCUUAUAUUACCUUCCAUCACACGAGUCAAAGCGCAGAUAGAACGUGACCGCGUAAUGGGGUUUUAAAAACGCGGUAUUACCCUACGAGGUUGCUCCAGAACCACUGCCACCAUCAUCAAUCAUGCCUGCAAGGGAGAAAAGCCCCACGAGCCAAGAGGUCAGGAAAGCUGGACGAGCAGCCGUUGCAGCUCUCAUCCAGAACAAUAUCAGAAGCUGUCUAUUCGGAAGUGCUGCUUGUCAGAUUUACGGGAUGAAGAAUCGUCUACCCAAAGACGUCGACAUCGUCCUCCUCACCAACGACGGCCGUGAUAUUGAAUAUAUCAAACAGCUUAUUGUUGACACGAACGACAAGUUCUAUCUCGUCCCUUCCAAGAACCCCAAAGCCACCUACGAAAAACUCUACUUUAUCCUUCCAGGAAAACGACGGUCAUGCAAAGUCGAUAUCGUUUUACCAGGCAACGCCACAGACCUGAACAUCCCAGUCAUACCUUCCACGGAAUUGUGUUACAUUUCCCCAUAUAACGAUAUACCCGUCAUGCCGGUGGUGACUUUGCUCCUGAUGAAGCUACAAGGAUGGAUACACCACCAGGCUUCACCGGAAUCUCACAAACGUGCCAAGGUACCAGAAGAUGUGAAGGAUAUUCUAGAACUCCUUAAGCUCGCCGUGGAGGAAUAUGAUGCUCAUAUGGAUGAGGAGCCUUGGAUGCCAACUCGCUUUGUCAAUGUGGCGACGGCGAGAGUAAAGCAAUUCGUGAAGAUUUAUCCCAAGUCAAAGGCUAGUUGGCGGAAGGUCGGAUUUCAGAUCUAGGGUUGUUCAGUCCAUUUCCGUUUUUGUGUUUAUGCUUUCGUUAUCUUGCUCAUCGUUGUUCUUGCUACGCCCCCCUACUCUUUCUCCAGACCGCUAUGCCAGUGUAUGAAAUAGACCCUUUGUUCUUCGAAUGUAAUUACAUCAAGUAGUAUUCUUUCUCUGUCACCCAAGCCUUUUUAUAAUUACAGUCAAAGUGUUUUUUACUUAGACC
Marasmius oreades (fairy-ring Marasmius) is the source of this 1149-nucleotide messenger RNA. RefSeq lists its product as uncharacterized. NCBI's taxonomy places the organism in Eukaryota, Fungi, Basidiomycota, Agaricomycetes, Agaricales, Marasmiaceae. The transcript is spliced from 2 exons. The coding region runs from base 252 to 938 and encodes 228 amino acids. The record is from RefSeq and is a predicted model, not a curated record.